AUGCCGGCGCUACGGCCACCCGAUCCCUCCGCGUGAAUGAACUCCUCCCGACCUGCCCCGCCCCGGGCGGGCGACCAGAACACAUCCGACACCAAAACUAGGCGCCCGCUUCGACGCACCAUAACGCACUCCACCCACCGCCACCUACUCGCUACACUCUCCAUGGCUGCCAGAUAACGGCUGGUGCUUAAACUACUCCGGCCGAGCUGGCCGUGCUAAUGCCGCUGCGGCUGCGUGCGGUGGCACAGCGCGGCCUGCCCCUGUCGCGAUGACACGCCGCCCGGCCUCCUCCGCGCCUUCGGCGGCCCGGCUCCUCCUCCUCCUCCUGCUUCUUCUGCUGCUGCACUGCCAGUGCCACCGCGCCGGCGCGGCGACGGACGCGGAGCGGCGGGCGCUGCUGGACUUCAAGGCGGCGGUGACGGCGGACCCGGGGGGCGUGCUGGCGUCGUGGACGCCCACGGGGGACCCCUGCGGCUUCGUCGGGGUCACCUGCGACGCGUCCACGGGCGCCGUGAAGCGGCUGCGCGUCCACGGCGCCGGGCUGGCCGGCGCGCUCUCGCCCUCCCUCGCGCGCCUCCCCGCGCUCGAGUCCGUCUCGCUCUUCGGCAACGCCCUCACGGGCGGCGUCCCGCCGAGCCUCCGCUUGCUGGCGCCCACGCUCCGCAAGCUCAACCUCAGCCGGAACGCGCUGGCCGGCGAGAUCCCGCCGUUCCUCGGCGCCUUCCCGUGGCUCCGCCUGCUCGACCUCUCCCACAACCGCUUCGCCGGCGGGAUCCCCGCCGCGCUCUUCGACCCCUGCCCCCGCCUCCGCUACGUCUCGCUCGCGCACAACCACCUCACCGGCCCCGUCCCGCCCGCCAUCGCCAACUGCUCGCGCCUCGCCGGCUUCGACUUCUCCUACAACCGCCUCUCCGGCGAGUUCCCGGACCGGGCCUGCGCGCCGCCGGAGAUGAGCUACAUCUCCGUCCGCGGCAACGCGCUCUCCGGGGACAUAGCCGCCAAGCUCGCCUCCUGCGGCAGCAUUGACCUCUUCGACGUCGGGAGCAACAGCUUCACCGGAGCUGCGCCCUUUGCGCUCCUUGCAUCGGUAAACAUCACCUACUUCAAUGUCUCCUCCAACGCCUUUGACGGUGAAAUCCCCAGCAUUGCGACUUGCGGCACCAGAUUCUCGUACCUGGACGCGUCCGGCAACCGCCUCACGGGGCCGGUGCCGGAGAGCGUGGUGAACUGCCGUGGCCUCAGGGUUCUGGAUUUGGGGGCGAAUGCUCUUGCUGGAGCUGUACCGCCUGUGAUUGGGACACUGCGGUCGCUCUCCGUUCUCCGGCUCGCGGGCAACCCUCGCAUUUCCGGUUCCAUUCCGGCUGAGCUUGGAGGGAUUGAGAUGCUCGUCACGCUCGACCUCGCGGGCCUUGCUCUCACAGGAGAGAUUCCAGGGUCACUCAGCCAGUGCCAGUUCCUGCUUGAACUGAAUCUGUCCGGCAACAAGCUGCAAGGAGUCAUCCCAGGCACACUCAACAACAUAACCUACCUCAAGAUGCUUGAUCUCCACGGGAACCAGCUCCAAGGGGGCAUUCCCGUCACGCUUGGGCAGCUCACAAACCUUGUUCUCCUAGACCUCUCGGAGAACCAGCUGACUGGGCCAAUCCCUCAAGAGCUUGGGAACCUCUCUAACCUGACACACUUCAACGUGUCCUUCAACAACCUAUCUGGCAUGAUCCCUUCCGAGCCAGCAUUGCAGAAAUUUGAUUUCACCGCAUACAUGGAUAACCCGUUACUAUGUGGCUCUCCACUGCCCAAUAACUGUGGGCCUGGGACUGGGAUGAAGCACCGGAAACGAUUGCGUGUGCCUGUCAUAAUCGCCAUUGUUGCUGCAGCCCUGAUACUUGUUGGAAUAUGCAUUGUUUGCGCGUUAAACAUCAAGGCUUACACACGUAAGGGCACAGACGGGGACGGGAAGGAAGAGGAAGAGGUUCUUGUGUCCGAGAGCACCCCUCCAGCUGCCUCUCCAGGCUCGAAUGCAAUCAUCGGGAAACUGGUGCUUUUCAGCAAGAGCUUGCCUUCAAGGUAUGAAGACUGGGAAACUGGGACCAAGGCGCUACUUGAUAAAGACUGUCUCAUCGGUGGUGGGUCGAUUGGUACGGUGUACAAGGCCACUUUUGAGAACGGCCUGUCCAUUGCUGUGAAGAAACUGGAGACAGCAGGGAGGGUGAGAGGCCAGGAUGAGUUCGAGCAUCAGAUGAGCCAGCUUGGUAACCUCAGCCACCCCAACCUGGUCGCUUUUCAGGGCUACUACUGGUCAUCCUCGAUGCAGUUGCUUCUGUCAGAAUUCAUGGCCAACGGGAGCUUGUACGACCACCUCCACGGCUACCGUCCUCCUCCUCGCGCUCUCUCUGAGAGCAGCAGCAGCAGCAGAGGUGGUGGAGGUGAACUGUUCUGGGAACGGAGGUUCAACAUUGCGCUCGGAGCAGCCCGUGCACUCGCUUACCUUCACCAUGAUUGCUGGCCACAGAUCCUGCACCUCAACAUCAAGUCCUCCAACAUCAUGUUAGAUGGGAGAUACGAAGCUAGACUGUCUGACUACGGGUUGGGGAAGCUGCUGCCGAUACUAGGAAGCAUUGAGCUGAGCAGAAUUCACACCGCGAUCGGGUACAUUGCGCCGGAGCUGGCAUCUCCGACACUGAGAUAUAGCGACAAGAGUGACGUGUUUAGCUUUGGGGUGGUUUUGCUUGAGAUCGUGACGGGGAGGAAACCUGUAGACAGCCCUGGGAUAGGAGCUACAGCUGUGGUUCUCCGUGACUACGUGAGAGGGAUAUUGGAGGACGGAACUGCGUCGGACUGCUUCGAUCGAAGCCUGAGGGGGUUUGUCGAAGCUGAGCUGGUUCAAGUGCUCAAACUGGGCCUGGUGUGCACUUCCAACACACCGUCAAGCCGACCUAGCAUGGCAGAAGUGGUACAGUUCUUGGAGUCCGUUAGGGUUAGCUCUUGACCUUCUGCUGUCGGAUCGGAACAUAGCAGCAGAAUUAGGAUGUUAACAUGGAAAGGAUUUUCUGAUUUUUUCAACAGAUGAAGGUCACAUUCUCUUUUUUUUUAAAUUUUUUUGGUUCUUUACUGUGGCGCAGCUUCAUUUGUAAAUUGUAUUUAGAUUUGUUACUGAAUAAGUCAUUGUUUUGGUCGAAUUACUACAUCCAUGUCUAUGAUUUUGUCCUUUCGGUCUUCGGUCUAUGUAAGGCUCUUUCUAUGUUGUCCGAAGACCAUUUUGCUUCAUGGUGUGGGCUUAAAGAUGAGUUGGUACAGUCUAAUUGUAUAUCUAGUUUGCAGGCAUAGCAAAGGACCAGGAGUUUCAGUUUCCCCGGGCGCCAUCAGAGAAGAGCUUGGAGGUGGCCAGCGACGAGGACCAGCUGAACAAGGACAGUCAGUCCAUGGAAGCCCAUUGAGACCGAGGUGUGCGUACAAGCUCUGUCCGUUGAGGAAAAGUAUCACAUCGCUGCAGCAUAUUCAGACAAAAAUUCAUACCACAUCGCUACGGGAACGGGGGUCCAUUGCAUCUGCAGUCCGCUGAGACAACAGGCAAGCCACGGAUGCUUCUUCUCAUUGGCAGGCGCAGGUUGUUUUUUAGUAUUGUAUUAUUGCCAUUGUAUGAUGCUGACACCACAACCGCUCCCGCUAAACGCUAAUGACAGUGGGUUUUCCCAGCUCUUGCUCUGUCUGAUGUUUCAGGGGCUCAUGAAGGAGCUCUUCACCAUCGCGUGUUCUUUAGCUGCACGGCUCCGGCCUCCGGGGCUGCUGCACAUGGACGUGCCAAACGGUGCAGAAUGCACGUGAGGCCAUAAUGGAGAGAGGAAGCAUGGCAAGGUAGAAAGCCUAGCCGUCGGGCGUCGGGUGACUGGUGUUGUACCGUCGUCUCGUGAAAAUAUUGGUCCUUUUUUUUUUAAAUGGAACGGUAUGCAGGAGAGGAGACGCACUGCAACUUUCUUUGUACAGCAGAUUCGAAAGAAAUGUCCUGCUGCUGGUCCAUAUUAUCAUUCAUUCAUGUGGUAUGGAAGCACUUGGUAUUGAACGUGUGAA
Zea mays is the source of this 4065-nucleotide messenger RNA. Its product is annotated as probable LRR receptor-like serine/threonine-protein kinase At1g12460. The transcript is spliced from 2 exons. Lineage: Eukaryota; Viridiplantae; Streptophyta; Magnoliopsida; Poales; Poaceae. The record is from RefSeq and is a predicted model, not a curated record. Gene Ontology annotation, molecular function: protein binding; protein kinase activity; ATP binding. Gene Ontology annotation, biological process: protein phosphorylation. The coding region runs from base 269 to 2986 and encodes 905 amino acids.